AUGCAGGUGAACCAGCGCAACGUGCCGGGCAUCGACAGCGCCUACCUGGCCAUGGACACCGAGGAGGGCGUGGAGGUCGUCUGGAACGAGGUCCAGUUCUCGGAGCGCAAGAACUUCAAGCUUCAGGAAGAAAAAGUUAAAGCGGUGUUUGACAACUUAAUUCAGCUGGAACAUCUGAACAUUGUGAAGUUUCACAAGUACUGGGCUGAUGUGAAGGAGAAUAAGGCCAGGGUGAUCUUUAUCACAGAGUACAUGUCUUCAGGGAGCUUGAAACAGUUCCUGAAGAAGACAAAGAAAAACCACAAAACCAUGAAUGAAAAGGCCUGGAAGCGAUGGUGCACCCAGAUCCUCUCUGCACUCAGCUACCUCCACUCCUGUGAUCCCCCAAUCAUCCAUGGUAACCUGACCUGUGACACCAUCUUCAUUCAGCACAACGGACUGAUCAAAAUCGGGUCAGUCUUUCAUAGGAUAUUUGCUAAUGUGGCGCCGGACACGAUUAACAACCAUGUGAAGACCUGUCGUGAGGAGCAGAAGAACCUGCACUUCUUUGCCCCAGAAUAUGGAGAAGUUGCCAACGUCACCACUGCUGUGGACAUUUACUCCUUUGGGAUGUGUGCACUGGAGAUGGCCGUGCUGGAGAUCCAGGGGAACGGCGAGUCCUCCUACGUGCCGCAGGAGGCCAUCAACAGCGCCAUCCAGCUGCUGGAGGACCCGCUGCAGAGGGAGUUCAUCCAGAAGUGUCUAGAGCAGGACCCUGGCAGGCGUCCCACUGCCCGGGAGCUCCUGUUCCACCAGGCGCUGUUUGAGGUGCCCUCACUAAAGCUGCUGGCUGCUCACUGCAUCGUCGGGCACCAGCAUAUGAUUCCUGAAAACGCUUUAGAAGAAAUGACCAAAAACCUUGACAUGAGUGCAGUGUUGGCAGAGAUCCAUCACGUGGACCGGGAGGGGGUCAGGAUGAUCUUCUCACAAUCUCCAGCACUGGAGCUGGACAAGUUCCUGGAGGAUGUAAGGAACGGCAUCUACCCGCUCACCGCUUUCGGGAUGCCCCGUCCCCAGCAGCCCCAGCAGGUGGUGGUGAAGUCUCCCAUCGCCCCGCCCUCCGUGAAGACCCCGACCCCGGAGCCCGCCGAGGUGGAGACCCGCAAGGUGGUGCUGAUGCAGUGCAACAUCGAGUCCGUGGAGGAGGGCGUGAAGCACCACUUAACACUGCUGCUGAAACUGGAAGACAAGUUGAAUCGACACUUGAGCUGUGACCUGCAGCCCAAUGACAACAUCCAGGAGCUGGCAGCUGAACUGGUCCAGCUUGGAUUCAUCAGUGAG
Merops nubicus (carmine bee-eater) is the source of this 1320-nucleotide messenger RNA. RefSeq names its product nuclear receptor binding protein 1 (gene NRBP1). Gene Ontology annotation, molecular function: ATP binding; protein kinase activity. Gene Ontology annotation, biological process: endoplasmic reticulum to Golgi vesicle-mediated transport; intracellular signal transduction; protein phosphorylation. The transcript has 16 exons. Gene Ontology annotation, cellular component: endomembrane system; cytoplasm. The record is from RefSeq and is a predicted model, not a curated record. Lineage: Eukaryota; Metazoa; Chordata; Aves; Coraciiformes; Meropidae. The annotation marks the transcript as partial.